UGUUGAGGCAGGAAGCGGAAGCUUCGUUCCUUCCGCCGGCUGGUCGUCAGGGUUGCGCGAGCCCCGGAGCGCGGGGGCUGCCUACGGCCCGGCGCCGGCUGCCGCUGGGCGGACGAUGGGGCUGAGCGAGCGGGAGCGGGCCGGGUGCCGGGCGCUGCUGGAGCUUCUGGAGACGGAUGAGCUGACGUCGCUGACGGACACGAUCACCAACCGCCUGGUGCUGCCGCAGAGCCGACAAGAAGCCAUUCAUGCAAUUUUAGUUUACAGUCAAAGUGUAGAAGAACUCUUGAAACGAAGAAAAGUCUAUCGAGAAAUAAUUUUUAAAUACCUGGCAAAAGAAGGAGUUGUGGUUCCACCUUGUUCUGAAAAACACCAGCUCAUUCAUCAUGCAAAGCAAUACUGGAGUGGGCAGCUGACAGAUCGUGUUGCAGAGACAGAGGAUAUUAAUCCAAAUAAACAGAGCUAUGAACAGAGACAAAAACAACAGGAAGAGAAUGAUUGGCACAGACUAGGAAGAGAAUUCUGUCAGUGGUUCUUUGAACUUCUCAACUCUCAGCAUCCUUUGGGGAGACAAUCCAAAGAACAGUGGGGACCACAGCAUUUCUGGGAGGAUGUCAAACUGAAAUUUUGUUACAACACAUUAGAAAAAAACAUGGAAGAAUAUGUUGGUGCAGAAUUGGUGAGCCUCCGUUUACUCUCACUGGUGAAAGAAGAGUAUCUCUUACUGAACCCCAACUUGGGUGCUGGUGGACUGAAGUGUGUAAUUUCUCCACAUGGGUUAGUAGUGGUGGCGGUAGCUGGCACAGUACAUAGAGGCAACAUUUGCUUGGGCAUCUUUGAACAAAUCUUUGGACUCAUCCGCUGUCCAGUUAGAGAGAAUACCUGGAAAAUAAAAUUAGUGAAUCUUAAAAUAGUUGGAGAAAAUGCUCUGGAGCCUGGGACACAUGUGCAAAAGCCGUCCAUAAAAUAUGAAUCGAACGAACUGCGAGAGCUAUACGAUGGGAAAGAACUGAGCUUGAUUGAACCUCAAAUUCUGAGCAAUGUGCGUACAGAAUUGGGGGAAUAACGAUUGUUUGUUUGAAAAACAAUACAGCAGUUGUUGUGCAUAUUUGAAUGUUUAAAUGACUUCAGACUUGUGGUGAUGUCUGUUUCUUUAGUCAGGUUUGCUAAGUUGAUGACAUGCCAAAGUGCUGAGUGAAAUGCACUUAAAGAACUCCACUGCUUUUGGGUACCCAUCUUCCAUACUAACAUGUAAUUGAAAAAGUUGCUUCAGGACUUAGAAUUGCACAACACAUGUUUAGAAAUGAAGUAACUUUAUUUUUCUUUCUAUUUGAUGUGUUCUUCACUUACAAAAAAUGUGGCUGUAUUGGAAUGUGGGUUGUGACGAUAAUGAGGAACUGGACACCACAGGGACUUAUUAGAGCAUAUGGGGCUUCUCCCGAGGCCACUAGUUGAAGUUGGACCCCAAUUGUGUUGGAAAGUCAUUGCCUUUAAGUGGCCGCUUAAAAGUGCGUUAGGAUUCUUGAUCUAAUUUCUUAAUGGGCCAAUAAUCCCCACAAAACUGGCAGCCUUGUUGGCAGUUUCAGGGGAGAAGUCAAGCACUGAAUGCAUGAAGAGAAUUUUUCUCUUUGUCCUAAAGUUGAUUCCUUCACUAAAAAAUAGAGAGAACUUAAGAUAAUGUGGGGAAGCUAGCCCUGCUUCUUACAAUGAUUUUCCUGUUCUGAAUUAAUAGUUAAGUUUCCAGUGUUGUCAUUUAUUUUUCAUUUUCCAGUAGCAUUUACCUCACCUCUGCAAUAAAAAACACCCUGCUCCCAAAAUUAAAUGGUUGCCAUUGCAUCCAUUUUUUGCACUGACUCUCUGAGGGAUCAAGGAGUUACCAUUAGAAUUUACUUAAUUAAUUUAAGCUUCAUAUAAAGCCAGAUGCUUUAUAGGGUAUUUGUUUUGUAUACAACUUACAGGAGAGUUUAAUGUAAUAGCUUACAUGUGGUGGUUCCUGUACGUUCUCUCAAAAUCUAGAAUUGUAUCCAAUUACACCAGACUUACUAAACUGGAUAUGUCAGUUUUUUAAAACAAGGAAGCUGGAACAAGAAGUAGAUUUUUCCAGAUAAGCUCGCUCUUCCAUUGCCACAAGUAAUAGCAAUUCAGAGGUUAAAGGGAAUUUAGGUAACUUCAAUAACUACACUUCUCUGUUUUCUUAAUAUGUUUAAAAGUAACACAAAAGAUCAUGUAAAAUCUUUUCUGUUUACUUGCUUCGAGUAUUUGACAGUUGUUUGUCUAUUCAAUUUCAUUAUUUCUCCAAUAAUUAUUUCCCAUUUGUGUGGUCUUUCACACAACGUGAGAGAGAAGUAUGCACUUUAAAGAAAUGCGUAAAUGUGGUUAAAACUAGUAAUAAGUAGCAGGAAGACACGAGGCAAGUGUGGUGCCAAAAAAACACUUUCAAACUCACUUUUGUGAACCAACUGAUUUCUAGUUGUCCCUUUAACAACAACAACAUUUGUUUAAAAAGAAUGUGAUUAUAUACUGAGUGAAGAACAGUGUUUGAAACAUUGUUUUCUAGUGAACUGUUGAGAUGAGGGCUUUCUCAGCUCCUAAUUUCUAACUAAGAAAAAGUAGCUUUCAUUCUGAAAUUCCUGUGAAGCACUUCCCUUUCCUUGCACGUGUGUAAUCUACUAGUUGAUUAGUAGCCAUGCAUAUCUAUGAAAGGGGAGGGAGCGGGGAAGUCUCUACAUGCUCGUGAUUUUGACUUUUGCAGUGCAGAGGAGGAAAUAACUGCAAACCAAAGACUAAAAACAGUGCCUCUUUUGAUUAUGUAGCGAUACUACCUUGCUGAGUAUUAAUUAAAGCAAAUAUCUUGUCUCCUG
This is a messenger RNA of Dermochelys coriacea (leatherback sea turtle), 2861 nucleotides long. It is a transcript of the gene C1H3orf38, whose product is annotated as chromosome 1 C3orf38 homolog. NCBI's taxonomy places the organism in Eukaryota, Metazoa, Chordata, Testudines, Dermochelyidae. The coding region runs from base 116 to 1066 and encodes 316 amino acids. The transcript has 3 exons. The record is from RefSeq and is a predicted model, not a curated record.